Molecule: messenger RNA, 1265 nt
Organism: Pseudo-nitzschia multistriata
Lineage: Eukaryota; Bacillariophyta; Bacillariophyceae; Bacillariales; Bacillariaceae
Source: the annotation of a GenBank genome assembly
CAACCAUGGAUGAAGUAAGUUUGCUGUGUAGCACUUUAUUUUCGAAGAAGACCGGAGUAAAUGGAGAGGGAUUGCCUUUCUCCCGUGCCUGUAUACUGCUAAACAGUUGGUGGAGAGAUUUGUUAUAUUGCGUCUCAAAUGGUCUGAUGAAGCUGCAUAGUAAAUGAUCCUUAUGAUCUCAGUAAUGAAAAGAAGACUUUCUUUUGUGUUGUUGAUGAAAAAACGAAAAUAUUUGAAUACACCCGAAUAACAUCUCAUUGCUCUCCGCAUUGCGUUUUUCUUUUUUCCAUUUUCUAUUGAUUGCAUUGAAUGGUGUUGCACUGUGGUGAUAAACUACGGCACUGAUAAUAGGAAGUCGUUUGCCCCCUGUGUUGUGAAGAGUUGGACAUCUCGGACAGACAAUUUUUCCCCUGUAAAUGUGGUUAUCAAGUAUGUAUGUGGUGCUGGCACCGAAUUCGAGAAUCGGAGUCCGGAUUGUGUCCAGCGUGCCGUACACCGUAUGGGGAUGACCCUCACGAAUUUAGUGCUGUCGAUGUAGAGGAUGUCUUAAAAGCAAAUAAGGAGAAGGAAGCAGCAGCGAAAAAAGAAAGAGAUCGCCAGAGGCAUCAGUCCAACGAGGGAUAUAUCUCGGAAGUGGAGGGACUUGCAGGCGGGAGGCAAGUUGGUCAAAUGGAGAUCCCUAAGGAUCGAACUCAAUUAGCAAAUAUGAGGGUUAUCCGUAGAAAUCUGGUGUAUGCGGUAGGUCUUCCACCGAAUAUUUCUACAGAAGAACAACUCCGGAAACCCGAGUAUUUCGGACAGUACGGAAAAAUUGCGAAAAUUGUUAUCAACCGAAGCCAAACGACUUCAGGAGGAGACGCAAGACGAGCGAGUGCUUCUGCCUACGUCACAUUGGUGCACAAGGUACGUUAUUUGAUACACCAAAGAGAUUGUUCAUUUAUCCAGAGUUACGUCGAGAAGUUUUUGUUGACGCAUGCAUAUAUCACUUCCCAUCCAACCAAACAAUACGCCCAAUGCAUUUAUGUUUUCUGACGAAACCAACUCUUUUGUUUCUGCCAAUUUGCGUUGGCACAAUCAAUCUCAUUCCUAGGAGGAUACGCUGGCUUGUAUUUUGGCGUUAGAUGGGUUCUAUAUGGAUGGCCGGAAUGUACGAUCGUCUUAUGGGACCUCAAAAUACUGCUCUGCAUUUAUAAAGAACGUUCGCUGUAACAAUCCAGAAUGUACCUAUCUUCAUAAUAUGGGACUAAUAGAAGACACGUUUACAA